UAUUUUUCCCCAAAACAAUUCUAAUCUUCGUCUUCGAUGUCCAACAAGAAUAAUUGUUCCUCCCCAUAAUUGUGAAUCGUGAUUAUCAAAGAGAGGAAAAAAAUUUACUUCCAAAAUCAUCGAACAGAAGCUUUAGUUAGAUCCAGAGAUCUUGUUGAUAUUCUCCUAAUGAUUUCUUUAUGAUCAAGAGUUCGAUGAAAGCGGAUUCUGCAUCAAUUUGACAUCAAACACCUUAGUGUCCCCACCUUACUGCAAAUUUUGAUCAGAAGAUUCAGAACCCAUCUAUAAUUGUUCUUCCGUGUGAUUGUGGUAGAUAGUUGUUCAUCUAUAAAAUAAAAAAAACUUGUAUAUGUAUUUUCUAAUUAACCUUUAGAUUGGUAAAACCCAUCACUGAUAUCCAGUACUAGCACAACUUCGGAACCUAGAUAAGAUUGAUUGCAAAUAGGGUUCAUAACUGCAAUUAACAAACUACGAAACACAGAACAUGUCUUUUUCUCCCAAAUCUCGUUUCGGUUUUAUAAUUUUCAUUAAUUACUCAGAAAUCAAUUGAAAAUUAAGAUAAGAAUAAGAAAUAAUUGAUUUUCGUUUAUGUAAUUAACCAAGGCCAUAGUUGAACACAUUUUGGUUAUAUUUUUUUUGGAGAUAGAUCAAGCUUUUUUGAUUCUUGGUUCAGAUGCGGAAAAAUCCUAGAUUGUCUCAUGAGAUAAAAGGAUAAAACAUAUAGGAAGAGCUGAAGAAGGAUCAUUGAUGAUUCCGAAAAGAAAAAAUCUGCCAUUGAAGUACCACAACAGUGGAUUCCUAUCCCACAUCUACAUGACACAUAAGAACGCGUGAAAGGAGCGAUCAGCAUUAGCGUGGUUUCUAGCAUUUUCCGCUGCCGACAAAAUAAAGAAAAAGAUUUGGAUACUGAAAUUUAAGGGAAUACCAACCCACCUAACACGGAAUAUGCAAUUAUUAGUUGCCAUUAUUAUCGAGACUAUUUCCAGUUUUAUUCAUUUCUUUAAUUCUUAUUUUGUCAAGUGUGUUUGCUGGAAAAAUGUUAUCCCGGAACCAAUUCGUGUAUACUAUAGAUCUUAGGUAUUGCUGUUCCACUUUUUAGAAUCUGACACUGUAUUAUUGACUUUCGGCCGUCAAAGCUCCACAAAAUCAUUGUCGUUUCAAGCUUAAAUGCAAUCAGCCGGCCAAAACCAUAGAAAAUUCUCAUCUGAACCACCACGCUGCACAAUUCUUCUCUCCAAUCUCAAAACAGCAGAGCAGCCAUGUCUAGUUCAUCAUCAUCAUCGACAAAAACACUUGGUAUCGGAAUCAUAGGAUUCGGGACAUUUGCACAGUUUCUAGCAAAAAGAAUGGUCAAUCAAGGACAUGCUUUAUCAGCAACAUCUCGAUCUGAUUACUCACUUCUCUCUUCUCAACUGGGUAUCAAAUUUUUCAGAGAAAUAGAUAACUUCAUGGAUGAAGACCAUGACGUGAUACUAAUAUGCACAUCAAUUUUAUCUCUGUCUGAAGUUUUAAAAUCGGUUCCGAUUCAUCGAUUGAAAAAACCAACGCUUUUUUCAGAAGUUCUUUCAGUCAAAGAACACCCAAAAGAAGUACUGUUAGAGUUACUACCGGAGGAUUUUGAUGUACUGUGUACGCACCCAAUGUUUGGACCUGGUAGUGGGAAAAAUGGAUGGAACGAUUUACCAGUUGUUUACGAUAAAGUUCGGAUUAGAAAUCAAGAUGUCUGUUCUCGCUUCCUUCAGAUUUUCCAAAAUGAGGGUUGCAGAAUGGUGGAGAUGUCUUGUGAAGAACAUGAUAAAUUGGCUGCUAGAAGUCAAUUUCUUACUCGUACUGUGGCAAGGGUCUUGUCAGAGAUGGAGAUUGAGUCCACAUCCAUGGAUACAAAAGGGUUUCAGAACCUAGUUCAGUUGAAAGAGACCCUUGUGACGGACAGUUUCGACUUAUAUUCAGGAUUGUUUGUGCACAAUAGAUUUGCUAAACAAGAACUGAAGAACUUGGAGCUUGCAUUGGAGACGGUCAAACAGAAACUGCUUACAACAAUGGAUGACACCUUGUAGUGAAUCAUUAUAACCAUACACCUCAUUUGUCUUGUAUUCCUGUUUGUUGUCCUCAUUUCCUUGUAGCAUAACCAAAAAACUUUUUUGUUAUUGUAACUGGCAAUGUAACAAACUUUUCUGUUUGUUAUUGGAUCCUGAUAAUGCAUCUUACAUGAAACUCUAACAAGCUUCAUACAUCAAAAGGAAAAA
Papaver somniferum (opium poppy) is the source of this 2246-nucleotide messenger RNA. Its product is annotated as arogenate dehydrogenase 1, chloroplastic-like. The transcript has 6 exons. Gene Ontology annotation, biological process: L-tyrosine biosynthetic process. Gene Ontology annotation, molecular function: arogenate dehydrogenase (NADP+) activity; NAD+ binding; prephenate dehydrogenase (NADP+) activity. NCBI's taxonomy places the organism in Eukaryota, Viridiplantae, Streptophyta, Magnoliopsida, Ranunculales, Papaveraceae. The record is from RefSeq and is a predicted model, not a curated record. The coding region runs from base 1260 to 2057 and encodes 265 amino acids.